Molecule: messenger RNA, 3410 nt
Organism: Bursaphelenchus okinawaensis
Lineage: Eukaryota; Metazoa; Nematoda; Chromadorea; Rhabditida; Aphelenchoididae
Source: the annotation of a GenBank genome assembly
AUGGCUGCUGAAAAGCGGAAAUUGAUGGUGGAGAUAGACAAAUGUUUCAAAAAGGUAAGAACUUCUUGUUUUUAAGGUUAAAUGAUUUUAAUAUUGUUUUAACUAAUAUUUUAUGCUUUAUUGGGUACUUUUUUGUGAGUUAAAACUAUUAUUUGAUGUUGCUUGAAAUAUUUUUGUGAACUUUUUUUAAGUUUUUUAUAUUAUUAUAGAUAGAUGAAGGAUUGGAACUGUUUGAAGACAUGAUUCAGAAGAUGCACGAGGCUAAUGGUGAAAACAUGAAGGAAAAAUGUCAAGAAGAUCUAAAGAAGGAAAUAAAGAAAUUGCAAAGGCUGCGGGACCAGGUUAAAAACUGGCAAGGAUCUAACGAGAUCAAGGUAUGUUAAUAUAAUGACUUUUUAUCUUUUAGUUUUGUUUGUUGUUUUAGUUAGUGUUUGAUAUUAUAAUGCAUUUGUUCUGGUUUAAUUUUUUAAAUAUUUUUUAGGAUAAAGAAAAGUUGAACACUUACAGAAGGCUGAUUGAAACAAAAAUGGAGCUGUUCAAGGACAUUGAGAGGGAAAACAAAACCAAGCCUCACAGCAAGAUUGGUCUGUCAAUCGAAGAGAAGGUUGAUCCGAAGGAGAAAGAGAAAGUGGAGGUGGUUGAUUGGUUGAAAGUAAGUAAAAACGUUCUAGUUAAUUUGCUUUUUUAUAGGCAAAAAUUAGAUGUAUUCAAGAUGAAAUUGACAAAACAGAAUCAAAGUUGGAAUUGGCCAAUUCAACUGUGAGUGACAAGAAAAAAAAGAACAAAAACAAAGGAAAUAAGAAACUGAAUAGCCAGGAAGACGAGGUAAGGUAUAUAUAAUGUUAAUUUUGUUUGCGUAAAGACCGAAAAUGCUUAUACUGUGUAUUUGUAACAAUUGGUUUAAAGGCGCUAGGACAAAUGCGGUUUUUGGACAUUUGCGGAUCUGGGGUUUUUAGACACUUGCGGACCUUCGGUUUUUGGACACUUGCGGAUUUUGGACAUUUGCGGAUUUUUUAAAGGGGUUUUUUUUACUUUUUAUUUAAUUUAGUUGUAGUAUGGUACUAAAUGGUACUAAAGUUUAAAUUGGCACUGUCUUAAUAUUUCUUAAUGUUAAAUAGUACUAAAUUUUUAAUCGGUACUGUUUUUAUAUUUUUGGUACUAAAUAUUACUAAAAGCCCAAAAAGGUACUGUUAUGUUAAAACCGUACCAAUUCAAACUUUAGUACAAUUUAGUAACAUAAUACAACUAAAUUAACUAAAAAAUAAAAAAACCUUUAAAAAAUCCGCAAAUGUCCAAAAUCCGCAAGUGUCCAAAAACCGAAGAUCCGCAAGUGUCUAAAAACCGCAGAUCCGCAAAUGUCCAAAAACCGCAUUUGUCCUAGCGCCGGUUUAAAUUGUAAAAUGUAAAUUAAGUUUUAGACCGAAACUUUAAAAAAACACUUGGAGCGUGUUAAUUUUCACAUGGACAACUUGGAAGUAUGCAUGAGAUUGUUGCUGAACGAGAAAAUUCGAUACGAAGAUGUGAAGAAUCAGCUGAUGGAAUCUUUAGAUGUGUACGUUGAAGGUCUUGGUCCCGACGCGACUGAAGAUCCAUUGGAUAUUGAAUUGGACAGUAUUUACGAGGACUUGUGCUUAACUGAGUAUAUUGAUCAGCUUGGAAAGGUGAAUCUGUCUCCCACCGACGAUGAAAAAGGUAUGCUUUUAACGUUACGUAAUUGUUGACGUCCAAAUGCUUAUUUUUAAAAUUUUUAUAUUACUUUUGCCACAAUAACAUUUUAGUUGCUAAAUCAGUCUUAGAUUUGGACAAAACGAAACCAAAGGAGAUUCCGAAAGCAUCUCCAAAGCUUAUGACUGCGUCGAUGCCUCACAUUCCGACAACUCCGAGAUCGUCUUUUGGAUCUCAUCAGUAAGGUUUUUGCUGCUAUUUUAACACACCUUUUGUUCUAGUUUAAUACCACGUUUUUGUUAUUUAAUUUUUUAGCUCAUUGUCUGAGAAUCAGAUGAAGACGGCAGGAUCUUCGCUUCCAACAGUACCUCAAAUGAAGUACAAUGCUGUGGUCAAGGUGGCUGGUUCUGCGGCGGCGUAAGUUUAUUUUUGUAUACUUUUAAGUUGAAACGUUAGUCAAUGAAUAGAUCAAUUCAAAUUUUUUUUAUAAUUUUUAAAUUUUUAUUCUCUAUAAACAUGACAUAUAUUUAGAGAAUAAAAUCAGCUGUUUUCAGAUUACAAACGAAAAAAGUAGCGCAAGAGGUUGAGAAGACAAAAUUUGUACCAUACAACAAACUUGAACUGCCUGGAUUGGAAGUCACGCCUGAUUUAUCUCCUAGUUCUGCUGCGGGCGAUGAAAAUAAAAAAGAUAUCUCGCUGAAAAGGCAGGACGAUUUAAUUGAAAUUAGGACGAAAGAUGACACACCGUUUACUCAAGAGUACAACAACCAUGACUCUUUCUUUAAUUCUUACACUGCACCAUUGGGUAUGGUUUUGUCAUUUUUUGGCGGCUUUUUAGGCAUGGUACUGGGUUUGCACUUUUAGAGUUUUAGAAAAGAUUUUGUACAAUUUGCGUUUUUUAGAUCAUUUGGCACGACCUAUGUCGCCGACAAACUUUGGUAUAAGUUAUCCAACAGGUUUGACUGAGGAGCUGUUCUUGCAACAAAAAACUGAGACGGAACCUGAAACUGCUUCUGUAAGUAAAAUAUUGUAGUGUCCAAUAGGCAGGGCUUUGAACUAUACUACAACUCGUUUUUUUAGAUUCAGAUCAAUCCAUUUGCUGCAUAUGGUAUUAAUCAAACGGAGAAAACAGAAAGCCAACUGAAUGUGAUGAAACAGAUUGAAAAUGCAGUUAAGAAUGUUCCUACGCCUGUUGAUCAUCUUCGGGCCAAGAACUUUUUGGCGUACAGUCCGGCUAAAACUACUUCCGUUGUGUAUCCGUCUGAAAUGGCAAUCGAAAUGAAAACUGUGGAAUAUUACGCGAAACUGGAAUUGGAAACAUUGUUUUUUAUAUUUUAUUACAUGGAAGUACGUUUUGUUAGUUUACGUUUAUUUAAUACUGAGAUUUUUAUUUGGAUAAUAAUUACUGUUACGUUUAUGGCAUUAGUGUGUUUUAAUUUAGGGUACGUUUGCUCAACGAUUGGCAGCGAGGGCUUUGAAAAGUAAAUCAUGGAGAUAUCACAAAAAGUUUUUGAUGUGGUUUCAAAGAGAAUGUGAUCCAACUAGCAUCACAGCUGAUUAUGAAUGCGUAUGUUUAUUUUUAAUUAGCUGUUUUGCGCAUAAUGAGACGAUAUUUUAUUUUAAAUAUACGAAUCGGUUUUUACUCUAUUUAGGGCAGUUACAUGUUCUUUGACUAUGAACGAUUUGUCAUCAGGACGCGAGACAAUUUUGUUUUUGAAUACAAGUAUUUGGAGCAGAGCUGUUAA